UAGAGGAAGAGGAAUCAAUCUGCUCCCCUCCCACGCCGGUGCCCCCCCGUCCAUCCACCCAAAGCCCCGGCCUUUUCAUCCUGUCCCCCCCCCCCUGCCUUUUCCUCUCCCCUCGCGCACUGCCGGUCGCAUCAUCAUUCCAUAUAUCUCCACUGCGUCGUCGCAGGAUCGAGCCGGAGCUAGCAGAGCGCGCGCGUGGCCAGCCGACCGGUGUCCGGGACGAGGAAGGCGGCGGCUGCGUCUGUGUGCUGGGCGCGCAUGGGAUGAGACGGCGGUGUGAGCGCGUCGCCUCCAGUGGAUGGAUCGCGGGGGCAGGGCGGGGCCCGGCGCCGUCGGUAGCGCCGGCAGCCUCGGCCUCCGGAUCGGGCAGGCCGCCUGCUCGUCGGCGGCGCUCAUGUUCAUGUCCGUCGGCGUCGAGUUCUUCAGCUACACGGCCUUCUGCUUCCUGGUUACGAUCAUGGGCCUGCUGGUGCCCUGGAGCUGCACGCUCGCCAUGAUCGACGUGUACUCCAUACUCGUCGGGUGCCCGCUCCACGUGCCCGGUGUCAUGGCCAUCGUCGUCGUCGGGGACUGGGUGCUGUCGAUACUGUCGCUGGCGGCCGCGAGCUCGAGCGCCGCCGUCAUCGACGUGCUCCUGGAGUUCCACGGAUCCCACUGCGCCCCGAGGCUGUGCGAGAGGUACCAGCUCUCCGCCAUGAUGGCGUUCCUGUCAUGGCUCCUCACGGCCGCAUCCUCCCUCUUCAACCUGUGGUACAUCGCCUCCAGGUGAGGUGAGGGUGGGUGGUCGCCAUAGGACUCCAGAUUCUGACUCGCUGCAGCGUCUCUAGUCUAAAUUCUGUAGUCUAUUGUUUCUGGAAGGAAGGUUUUGUAUGUGUAUAGCUGGAAGGUUUUGUCUUCAGAAACUUGCCUAUGACUAACUAGCCAUUCUGGGCUUGAUGCUAAAAGAGUCAAUUAAA
Messenger RNA from Hordeum vulgare subsp. vulgare (domesticated barley), 956 nucleotides. Its product is annotated as CASP-like protein 5C1. Gene Ontology annotation, cellular component: membrane. NCBI's taxonomy places the organism in Eukaryota, Viridiplantae, Streptophyta, Magnoliopsida, Poales, Poaceae. The coding region runs from base 299 to 769 and encodes 156 amino acids. The transcript is spliced from 3 exons. The record is from RefSeq and is a predicted model, not a curated record.